Molecule: messenger RNA, 678 nt
Organism: Echinostoma caproni
Lineage: Eukaryota; Metazoa; Platyhelminthes; Trematoda; Plagiorchiida; Echinostomatidae
Source: the annotation of a GenBank genome assembly
AUGCCGAUUGAAGAUUACGAAGGCUAUCUCGAUCAGGACGAAGAGUUGAGUGAUCCCAAUGCGACCAUCGAUCCUGCCUGGGAAUUACAACAAAAAAAGACUUUCACUGCAUGGUGCAAUGCUCAUCUACGCAAAGUUAACGAACAGAUUGAGAGUAUUGAAAAUGACUUCAGAAGCGGUCUCAAAUUGAUGCGUCUACUGGAAGUGAUUUCUGGUGAGCAUCUUCCCAAACCGGACCGCGGGAAGAUGCGUUUCCAUAAAAUCGCCAAUGUUAAUAAAGCGUUGGAUUUCAUAGAAAGCAAAGGUGUUAAACUAGUAUCUAUUGGUGCAGAAGGUAUGCCAAUAAGUUGUUUUGACAGCCCUCAGAAAUCGUCGAUGGCAAUCUUCAAGGAUGGCCUUGCAUUUUGUGCAAUCAUUCAUCGUAAUCGCCCAGAGCUCAUUAAAUACAAUGAUCUGAACUCGCAACACGCGUUGCACAACUUGAACUAUGCGUUCGAUGUUGCCGAGAAACACCUGGAUAUUCCCCGCAUGUUGGAUCCUGAAGAUAUGGUUCAAAGUGCCAAAUGUGAUGAACGUUCGGUCAUGGCAUACGUUUCCAUGUACUAUCACAAAUUCGCUGGGGCUAGCAAUGUGAGUUUCGCAUUAACCAGAUUGUAUCUAGAUUGUCCAAAAUCAUAA